Messenger RNA from Schistosoma margrebowiei, 1308 nucleotides. Lineage: Eukaryota; Metazoa; Platyhelminthes; Trematoda; Strigeidida; Schistosomatidae. The record is from the annotation of a GenBank genome assembly.
AUGUGCAUGCGAGUUUCUCCAACUGAUUCCGGUAACAGCGGAAUUUUAUUUGUUGGAUUCAAUCAAGAUUAUAGUUGUUUUGCAGUUGGUAUGCAAAAUGGAUUCAGAAUUUUCAAUUGUGAUCCUUUAAAACAAUUGGAACGUUAUGAAUUCGAUAUUCGAGAUGGUACCGGUGUUGGCUACAUGGAAAUGUUAUUUCGUACAAAUUUACUUGGUAUAUUGGGUGGCGGUAAUCAUUCACGUCUACCAAGUAAUGUCGCUUGUUUAUGGGAUGGAAUAAAACAACAAUUUGUCUUAGAAAUCACCUGUGCUACAGAUGUUCGUGGCAUUCGUUUAAGACAUGAUCGAAUAAUAAUUAUACUUGUAAAUGCUAUCAAAGUGUACACAUUUAGCCCAUCACCUCAAUUAAUUUUUGAAUCAAAUACAUGUUCAAAUCCUUCAGGAUUAUGUUAUGUCUGUCAAAGUGUUGAUAAUCCAUUGGUUGUAUUUCCUGGACGACGACCUGGUGUUGUAUCAUUAGUUCAUAUUGGAAAUACUGGUUGUAAUGUCAAUCUUAAUAACAACGCAAAUAAUAACAAUCCUGGGAAUGUUACUAACAAUAACAGCAAUACUACUACUAAUAAUAAUAUUGGAAGUACAAAUACAAUAUCCAUCAAUACUAUUUGUCCAUCAUCAACAAAUGCUACUAAUAUGCCACCAAGACAAAUAAUUGCACAUGAAAAUCCACUUGCAUCAAUCACUUUAAAUCGUGAUGGUUAUCUACUGGCAACAGCAUCACAAAAAGGCACAUUAAUUCGUAUAUUUUCUACAAAAGAUUGUACUUUAUUACAUGAAUUACGACGUGGCACUAGUCAAGCUACAAUUACAUCAUUAUCAUUUAAUAAAGAUAGUGAUUUAUUAUGUGUUACCAGUGAACGUGGUACUGCGCACAUAUUUUGUCUUACAAAAGAUUCUUUAACUAAUCCUCGUAAUAUUCAAAUUAGUAGUAGUAAUAGUAUUAGUAGUAGUAGUAAUAGUAGUAAUACUAGUAUUAAUCAUAACCAUAGUCCUCACUUGACAAAAUCUUCAGGAUUUGGUUCCGGUAAACUCUCUCUACGUUCUCUAUUUUCUACUACAAGCCAUGUACGAUGUGUUUUGGAAACGAAAUUCAAGGCUAUAUGUGCUUUCAGUUCUGUCAGUCCUGAUACUUUAAUAGUUUUAUCCGCAGAUGGAUCUUACUACAAGUACACAUUCACAGCAAAUGGUACGGUAACACGUGUAACAUUUGUAAACUUUCUAGAUUUCUAUGAUGAUGAGACAGAUUUCUAA